Messenger RNA from Ylistrum balloti, 545 nucleotides. Its product is annotated as metallothionein 20-I isoforms A and B-like. NCBI's taxonomy places the organism in Eukaryota, Metazoa, Mollusca, Bivalvia, Pectinida, Pectinidae. The transcript has 3 exons. The record is from RefSeq and is a predicted model, not a curated record. Gene Ontology annotation, molecular function: metal ion binding. The coding region runs from base 54 to 278 and encodes 74 amino acids.
GCCACCAUUUUACGUCUAUUUUUUGGAGGGGACUUUUAUCUCGUGAUUACAAGAUGUCUGAAGGUGCCGCCAUCUGUCAAAUUGAUGAAUGCAGGAUGUUGACUUGUUGCGAUAUUGGAGCAACUUGCAGUUGUGAUGGUGAAUGCCAGUGUCCCAAAUGUGGAGUUCAAUGCUCCUGCGUCGGUUCAUGCAAAUGUGGAGUAGGAUGCAACGGACCAUCAUCGUGCAAAUGUGACGUUGGCCCGUGCUCAUGUAGACCGGCCAAAUCUAACGAAUAGUUGGAGAGCCGUCACCAAUGGACGUUUUUUUGAUUAUCUUAUUCCAGCGUUUGGGACUGAGUUCAUUUCUUCAUGUUAUUGACUUUUGACAUCACAUUGAUCACAAUAUAAUACAUCCAUCUUUGAACCUCCAAAGCAAGAACUUGAAAUCACGGACACACUCAUCGAAAUAUGAUGAUUUUAUAUGAUUCUCCAAAAUCAAGAGCUGGUUUUCCCGAAUACAGCAACUCGAAUAUCAUAUCAAGUCAAUUUUUGAAUGUUCAAAGC